Messenger RNA from Suricata suricatta (meerkat), 957 nucleotides. RefSeq names its product olfactory receptor 11G2-like. Gene Ontology annotation, biological process: G protein-coupled receptor signaling pathway. The record is from RefSeq and is a predicted model, not a curated record. Gene Ontology annotation, molecular function: olfactory receptor activity; G protein-coupled receptor activity. The transcript has a single exon. Gene Ontology annotation, cellular component: membrane. Lineage: Eukaryota; Metazoa; Chordata; Mammalia; Carnivora; Herpestidae. The coding region runs from base 1 to 957 and encodes 318 amino acids.
AUGAAUGUGUCCAGCACAGAAACCACCAACUCCGUUAGCCACUUUAUCCUCAUGGGCUUUCCCUCAAGCCCACAGAUGCAGCUCCUCUAUUUCGGGCUCUUCUCUGUCGUCUACACCCUGACCCUCAUGGGGAAUGCAGCCAUUGUCUGUGCAGUGAGGUGGGACCAGCGUCUUCACACUCCCAUGUACAUCUUCUUGGGCAAUUUCUCUCUCCUGGAAAUAUGUUACGUCACCACGACUGUCCCUAACAUGUUGGCCAACUUCCUGUCCACAAGCAAGUCCAUUUCCUUUGUGAACUGCUUUGCACAGUUCUACUUCUUCUUCUCUUUCGGGUGUGAUGAGGGCCUCUUCCUUUGCAUCAUGGCCUUUGACAGGUACCUUGCCAUCUGUCGCCCUCUGCAUUACCCACGCAUCAUGACGGAACAGCUGUACACGGGCCUUGCCAUCUUUGGCUGGUCAUGCGGGUUCAUCGUCUUCCUAACCCCAGUUGUUCUCAUUGCACACUUACCCUACUGUGGCCCAAAUACCAUCAACCACUUCGUGUGUGAUCCUGUCCCAUUGAUGAUGCUGUCCUGUUCUGAAGACACCAUGACGCAGUUCAUUUAUUCUACUUUCAAUGCUAUUUUUAUGGUUGGAACUUUUCUCUUUGUUCUUUGUUCCUAUGCUCUGGUGAUUGUGGCCGUGCUAAGGAUGCCCUCAGCAGCAGGCAAACGCAAGGCUUUCUCCACCUGUGCUUCUCAUCUAGCAGUGGUGAUCCUGUUUUUUGGCUCUGUUUUGGUGAUGUAUAUUAGUCCUGGAUCAGGACACUCAGUGCAAAUGCAGAAAAUUGUGACCUUGUUUUAUUCUGUGAUAACACCCCUCUGUAACCCUCUAAUUUAUAGCCUCAGGAACAAGGAAAUGAAGACUGCUCUGAGGAAAAUCUUUGGCACUGAACAUGGUAGUCAGAAAUUGUAUUGA